Molecule: messenger RNA, 1224 nt
Organism: Closterium sp. Yama58-4
Lineage: Eukaryota; Viridiplantae; Streptophyta; Zygnematophyceae; Desmidiales; Closteriaceae
Source: the annotation of a GenBank genome assembly
AUGCACCCACGGGGACACAUCGCAGUUACAGAAUUCUCCUUAUCCCUUGUUCCCUGCCUGCCUCCCCACCAGGCCGUGGAGAUCAUUUGGGACGACGAGGUGCUGGGCAGCAGCGGAGGGGACCCAAGUGUACUGCUCACGGCAGCAAACAUUGCUCCCUCCCUUCCUUCUCCCUUUCCUUCCCACCAGGCAGUGGAGAUCAUUCGGGACGACGAGGUGCUGGGCAGCAGCGGAGGGGACCCAAGUGUACUUCUCACGGCAGCAAACAUUGCUCCCUCCCUUCCUUCUCCCUUUCCUUCCCACCAGGCAGUGGAGAUCAUUCGGGACGACGAGGUGCUGGGCAGCAGCGGAGGGGACCCAAGUGUACUUCUCACGGCAGCAAACACUGCUCCCUCCCUUCCUUCUCCCUUUCCUUCCCACCAGGCAGUGGAGAUCAUUCGGGACGACGAGGUGCUGGGCAGCAGCGGAGAGGACCCAAGUGUACUGCUCACGGCAGCAAACACUGCUCCCUCCCUUCCUUCUCCCUUUCCUUCCCACCAGGCAGUGGAGAUCAUUCGGGACGACGAGGUGCUGGGCAGCAGCGGAGAGGACCCAAGUGUACUGCUCACGGCAGCAAACACUGCUCCCUCCCUUCCUUCUCCCUUUCCUUCCCACCAGGCAGUGGAGAUCAUUCGGGACGACGAGGUGCUGGGCAGCAGCGGAGGGGACCCAAGUUUACUGCUCACGGCAGCAAACACUGCUCCCUCCCUUCCUUCUCCCUUUCCUUCCCACCAGGCAGUGGAGAUCAUUCGGGACGACGAGGUGCUGGGCAGCAGCGGAGGGGACCCAAGUUUACUGCUCACGGCAGCAAACACUGCUCCCUCCCUUCCUUCUCCCUUUCCUUCCCACCAGGCAGUGGAGAUCAUUCGGGACGACGAGGUGCUGGGCAGCAGCGGAGGGUACCCAAGUGUACUUCUCACGGCAGCAAACAUUGCUCCCUCCCUUCCUUCUCCCUUUCCUUCCCACCAGGCAGUGGAGAUCAUUCGGGACGACGAGGUGCUGGGCAGCAGCGGAGGGGACCCAAGUUUACUGCUCACGGCAGCAAACACUGCUCCCUCCCUUCCUUCUCCCUUUCCUUCCCACCAGGCAGUGGAGAUCAUUCGGGACGACGAGGUGCUGGGCAGCAGCAGAGGGAGCCGCGGCUUGAGAUGCACCCAAGGGGAACCCAAGUGCACGGAUAGCUGA